Molecule: messenger RNA, 4473 nt
Organism: Magallana angulata
Lineage: Eukaryota; Metazoa; Mollusca; Bivalvia; Ostreida; Ostreidae
Product: coiled-coil domain-containing protein 186-like
Exons: 18
Coding region: 165-3647 (1160 amino acids)
Biological process (GO): vesicle cytoskeletal trafficking
Cellular component (GO): trans-Golgi network
Molecular function (GO): small GTPase binding
Source: RefSeq, a predicted model, not a curated record
GAACAAACCCAAGUUCUGAGGUCAUGUGACCUCCUCCAUUUUGUUUUGUUGGCAGGAGUUCGAGUUCGGAGUUCCGAAUGUCAUCAGGAAAGAGAUGUUAUGUUGACAAACGGGCUUCUGUCUUUUGUUGACUAAAAUUUGUUAAGGUCCUUCUGAAAUAGGCAAUGUCUGGCCUAUAUCCAGAUGAGGAUGCCAUUAUUACAGAAAACCCAGAUCCAGAAUCAGAAAGUGCUGCUGUGAAUGAGAGCGAAUCAGUUGAAGAAAAUUUGGAUGAUAGAACAGAAGGAGAGAUCAACGCUUACGAAGGCAGUGGAGAAAUUGCGCCUAGAGACAAUGACCCUGAUGUAAAUGAAUUCAGUGAGGAGAGUGUGGUGAGGGAAAAUGAGCCGAGAAUUGAUGAAUGUGUUUUAAAUCAGGAUGGGGAUGAGAAGACAGAGGACGAGAGAGAACCAGGUGUCGGGGUUAUUAGGGAGGGACAGAUAAGCGGAGGGAGGGAUGAACAGCUGAGUCAGAGUUUGGGACAGGAGGAGGCCGAAGCAGACACAUUCCUGGUAAGAGAGGCCUGUAGUAAUGAAAGUGUUGGCAUAAGAAACGGUGAAGAGGUUCUAUGUGAGCAUGACAGUGCAUAUUCGCAGGGAUUAGAACAUAGUGAUAGUAGAUCGGCUGAUAUUCAGGAAUCUGAAAGUCAAUGUGAAGAAAGCACAUCUGUGAUAUCUGAUAGGGAUGCUGAUUCUGACGCCAGAUCAAGAGAAUGUAACCACUUGUUAGAGAAUCUCAGUCGUGAAAAUUCAGAGGUUGUGGAAAACCAUGUGAUCAUUCCGGAGGACGAACUCAGUUGUCAAGUGUGGACGGCUGAAGACAAGCCCCACCUGCAGGUGCUCUCUCCAACAGGAAGCAUCGAGUCGUGUGAGCCCGAGUGUGAUCAGGAGACCGAUGCUUCUCCGAGUCACGGUGUACGCAGCGAGCAUGUGGACAGAUUAGACAGUAACGAGACUCAUCAGCAAGGAAGAGGAGAAGAGGAGGAAAGGGAAGAAGGAAAUGAAGAGGUGGCAGAAGAGGAGGAAACUAUUUGUGUUGUUCUUAACCCCCCUCCUCCUCAUUCUUCUUCUUCUGAUGAGAGCCAGACGCAACCGGUCUGUGAAUCAAGUUCAGAUUCGUAUAGUCAGGUUAGAAGUGUGGAAACCACAUCGUGUUCAUCACAAGAGACAUUAGCAGUGAGUUGUAGCGGCUCUAUGAAUGGAGAUUUAGCCCCAGUGACUAACAACUUCAGUGAAAACAAAAUCUCAUCUGUGGAGUCUGACGAUGACCUUUUGUCUGAACUGGAAUCAGAAUUGACCAAUGGUUCAAGGGCCAAUCAGAACAAUCAUAGUAUGCAUGACCCUGAGGUCAAAUUCAAACCGCCCAAUGGGAUUGAUGGUAAAGUUUUGCAGGAAAUCCAAGAUUUACAAAUGCAGCUGAAACAUUCCAGAGCUAAGAUAGCAGAGAAAGAUUCAGAAAUUGAUAGACUGACAAUCAGGGCAGAGGAUCAGGAGGCAUACACGGAGCGGAUCUUGCGGGAGCGGGACAGUUACCUAAGGGAGGUCAGACAGCUCAAGUCCCAGGAUGACCUUUACCUGCCACAGAUCAAAGAGUUAGAGUACACUAUAGCCCAGCAGACCAAUGAGAUCAGGACCCUGAAAGACAAGCUGUCCAGUCAUGAUGCGGCCGCACGGAGAACGGUAGCCACGCUCCAGAACGAGCUCAAAGUCAGAGUAGAUCAGGUUACCAAAAUGUAUGAUGAGGCCAGCAAAGAGAAGGACUCCAUGGUUGUAAAGUAUGCUCAGGCCGAGAAAAAGUUCAUCGAAGGUCAGAAAUCCAUAGAGAGGCUGGAGGCCAAAGUUCGUGACCUCAACAAGGAGAAAGACGGCUUAACCCAGAGGGUCACCGACAUCAAGGGAGAGAAGCGACAGAUGCUGGCUGAUCUGGAGGCAAAGGCAGCUGAGAUUCAGAAUUUAACAAAAGAAGUGGAGAAACAGAGGGAGUUGAUUUCUUCAUCAGAGGUCAGGAUAAAAUGGGCUCAAAACAAGCUGAAAGCUGAGCUAGAUGCCCAUAAGGAAACAAAAGAUGAUUUGUUGAAGACGAGAUCCAAGCUAAAGGACGCAAAAGACGAGACGGAACAGAUCAGGCGAGACUGUCAGGCCAUCAUCAAAACCUACCAGGAAUCAGAAGAAAUCAAAUCUAAUAAGCUGGACAGUAAAUUAAAGAUCAAGGAGUCAGAGUUCCUACUGCAGCAACAGGAGAAAACUAGUCAAGAGGAGCGCUAUGCUGCCACAGUUAGAGAACUGGACAGUCUGAGGACCACACAAAAGGAGGCAAUAAAGGAGAUGGAAUCUCUGAAGAAGAAAUGUCAGGGUCUGGAGUCGCAGCGCGACCAAAACGAGCAGACCAUGACCAAGUACCGCGAGAUGCUGCAGAAACAGAAGAGGGAAAACAAAGAGCUCCAGGACAGGGUGGAGGAACUCGUGCAAGUCAAGUCAGACUUCAAAAGAGCUCAGAACACGAUCAAAUCCCUGGACGCGGAGAUCUCGGAGCUGAAGAUCAGUAACAAGGAUUUACAGAUUGACAUGGAGGCUUGUCGCAAGCGCGAGGCUGACAAACUCGACCUGACCAAUAAACUCAGCGCCAAAAAUGCCGAGUUACAGUCGGAGAACUCCAUACUCCAUAAUAAGACAAUGUCACAAGCAGAGGAAAUCGAGAAGCUCACAGUAGAUGUGCAGACUUUGGAAAUUGACUUUAGAGAUGUUUCUGGGAGAUUGAAGAAGGAGGAAUCCAUGCGACAAGAAGAAACCACAACACUGAGAGAGAAACUAGAGGAAAAAUCAAAAGCAGUGGAAGAAUUGUCAGCAAAAGUCGAGGAUGGAAAAGAUGAAAUCAGGACACUGAAGAGGAAACAUGUUAAUAAUGUCAAGGACAUAACAAGACAACUGCAGCAAGCCAAGAAAAAACUAGAGAACUUGGAAACAAAUGGAGAUACACAGAAAGACUCGACGAGUAUGGGAUCUCGGACCAGCUCCAGUAAUUCCCUGAACACAAUGGGAAUGUCUGAGAACAGCUCCGCUCAGUCCCACGGCUAUACCAACAAAUACUCCAGCAAUCCAGAACCUGUCCAUGAGCACCGAGUGAUCACGGAACAGGUGGAGCCCAACAGUCAGAUGCUGAUAGAACGGAUCGUCAAGCUGCAGCGCGGGCUCGCCAGGCGCAACGAGAAGAUCGAGUUCAUGCAGGAGCACAUUCAGCAGCUGGUGGAUGAAAUACAGAAGAAGAACAAAAUAAUUCAGAACUAUGCACUUCGAGAAGAAUCUGGAACAAUGACGCUGGAAAGAUCUGACCUGAAUAAACUGGACCAAAGGAAGUUAUCGCAGAUGGAGUUAUCGAGGAAGCACAGCAUCAUGGGAUCUCUGUAUAGCUCCCAUCAGACAGACAGUGCAAUGACCCUGGACCUGUCCCUGGAGAUCAAUCACAAGCUACAGGCUGUUCUGGAGGACACCCUCCUCAAGAAUAUCACUCUCAAGGAGAGUUUGGACACAUUGGGAGGUGAAAUAGCUCGACUCUCCCAAGAGAACAGGAAGCUUCAGUUAGAACUCCAGGGUAAAACCAAGAACAGAUGACCCAGGACAAUCAGCAGAGGGGAUGAGAAGUAAUGGAACCAAACCAAAUUCCAGGGGGAGUGUGCUAGAUACAAGUAACAGUUCCAAAUACUGUACUGGUGUAGUUUUCACAUGCAGUGUAGUGCUCAACACCGAAUAUUGUGGACUAGUUCUAGACUUUACAGGAUUCUGACUGGAAACUCUGAUGUUCCUGUUGUGUGAUAGCUAAGACAUGGUGUUUUGUGGGAUACAUGUACAUGUAGUGUAAGAAUCUGUGGGCUGGAUAAAUCCCUGUAUAUGUCAGAAAUGUCAUUCAUGUGUCAAUGUCAUUCAUGUGUCAAUGUCAUUCAUGUGUCAAUGUCAUUCUUGCAUCAAUGUCAUUCAUGUGUUUAUGUCAUUCAUGUGUCAAUGUCAUUCAUGUGUCAAUGUCAUUCUUGCAUCAAUGUCAUUCAUGUGUUUAUGUCAUUCAUGUGUCAAUGUCAUUCUUGCGUCAAUGUCAUUCAUGUAUAUAUCAAGCUAGGUACUUAUCAAAACAAGUAAAACAGAGUAAAUGAUGAAUUUAUACAUGUACCGUUAUGAGAGUUAUUUUAUUGAAUAAUUUUAAAUUACAAAAUAUCAGUAACCAUGGCGACUUGUAAACAGAAAAAAAAUCAUAUCAAAUCAUUUCCUUAUAAAGUACAUUGUAUGUACACAUGUGUUUGGUGUUGCUUCAUAUUUAUGAUUUGUUUAUAAACAAAUAACACACUAUAAACAUUGAUUGCAGAAUGUAAAAUGUUAAGUUAUUAUAUAACAUUUAUGAUUGUAUUUAUUUUGACUGUAUGUUGAUAUAAUAUACUUUGUCAAUGAU